Messenger RNA from Ipomoea triloba (trilobed morning glory), 1200 nucleotides. RefSeq names its product MDIS1-interacting receptor like kinase 2-like. The record is from RefSeq and is a predicted model, not a curated record. The coding region runs from base 1 to 1200 and encodes 399 amino acids. The transcript is spliced from 2 exons. Lineage: Eukaryota; Viridiplantae; Streptophyta; Magnoliopsida; Solanales; Convolvulaceae. Gene Ontology annotation, molecular function: protein binding.
AUGUUUAGUGGUUCAAUCCCAACUUCCAUAGGGCGUUUGAGGAACUUAGAAAUCUUGUUUCUUCGUGCCAACAAUCUUUCUGGUUCCAUUCCUCGUGAACUUGGCAAACUGGAAAACUUGACCGUACUGGAAAUGGAUGAUAACCAAUUCUCAGGCCAUUUGCCAGACGGUAUUUGUAAAGGGUUGGCACUUCAAAAUUUCACGGUGAACAACAAUAACCUCUCGGGGCCAAUUCCACCCAGCUUAAGAGACUGCAGAAGCUUAAAGCGUGUCCGGUUUGAUGGCAAUAUGUUCACUGGAAAACUCUCUGAAUCCUUUGGCAUAUACCCUGAUUUGCAGUUUAUGUGGCUCAGUCAAAACCAGUUUCACGGUGAAAUCUCCAAGAACUGGGGAAUCUCCAGAAACUUGACAAACCUGCAAAUGGCUGAAAACAAUCUCACAGGUAGAAUCCCUCCUGAGUUUCAAAAUUUGACUCAACUAGGAAUACUCAAUCUCUCUUCAAAUAAAUUGGGUGGGGAGAUCCCUGCAGAACUUGGGAGUCUAUCAUCUCUUCUUUCUUUAUACUUGGGGGACAACAAUCUUUCCGGUCAACUACCCCAAGAGUUAGCCUCUCUUAAGAAAUUGAAUGUCCUUGAUUUGUCCAAGAACCAAUUUAGUGGACCAAUACCCUCAUUCAUAGGAGACUAUGAGUAUAUGCAUGAAUUGGACUUGAGCCACAACAACUUCAGCCAGCAUUUACCAGUUGAGCUAAGUAAGAUAUCACAUCUUACAACGCUGGACCUGAGUAACAAUUCUCUCAGUGGAGAAAUCCCACAUUUGUUUAAUAGUCUUGUUGAUUUGGUGAAUGUUGAUUUAUCCUAUAAUCAGCUGACUGGCCCUAUUCCUGACACCAUGGGUUUCAAGCAAGCAUUUCUGAAGGGAAACAAAGGUUUAUGUGGAGAUAAUAAAGACCUUCCACCUUGCUCAUCAACACCUACAGAAAUGUCCUCUGUGGAGAAAAAAAGUGGCCACAAAAAACAGAUUCUCAGCAUUGUAUUGCCUAUAGUGGGAGCUCUGGUACUAGUUUCUGUGUUCGCGGUGGUUCUUUUCACUUGUGGUGGGAAAGGAGAUAGAGGUCCAGAUGAAGAGCAAUGCAAUUCGUUGAGGCGGGGCGAUGGCAUUGUAUUUGGACAUCUUGAAAGCCACCAAGGAGUUCCAUGA